GGGGUGUGGUUAUUGCAUUGCCAUUUGGAGCGCCAUCUCAUCUCGGGAAUGGACACUGUGUUCAUAGUAAAAGAUGGUGUAGCCCUGGGGGAAAAGCUGCUGCCUCCACCUCCUCAUAUGCCUCCAUGUUAAAUCCUAAUUGAAAGCACACUCGGAUCCAGAUUUGUUCUUGAGACAAAUUUGUUAUGGAUUCCUCGGUUUUAUCUAUGCGAUGCUACAUUGUGUCUUUUUCAAAAAAAUAAAAAUAAAAAAUAGUACAUUGUGUGUAUUAUAUAUUGAAAAAAGAAAUGUUUGUAUUCGAUGUUGACCGUGAAAGUUUUAAAAAAAUAAUAUUUGAAGAAUAAUUCCUAUUA
Elaeis guineensis (African oil palm) is the source of this 353-nucleotide messenger RNA. Lineage: Eukaryota; Viridiplantae; Streptophyta; Magnoliopsida; Arecales; Arecaceae. The record is from RefSeq and is a predicted model, not a curated record.